This is a messenger RNA of Suillus subalutaceus, 1093 nucleotides long. RefSeq lists its product as uncharacterized. The record is from RefSeq and is a predicted model, not a curated record. Bases 85 to 969 code for a protein of 294 amino acids. NCBI's taxonomy places the organism in Eukaryota, Fungi, Basidiomycota, Agaricomycetes, Boletales, Suillaceae. The transcript has a single exon.
UUUGAGAGUUACUAUAAAACCCCGUCUUUCACGUACAUCAUUUUAAGACUCCUUCGAGAAUCAUCACACAUUAGUAUUGAACAUAUGGCUUUGGCAGUAUUAUCCACACCUCCGCCUACAUUUGCUCCGACCCCAAUCAUCUUUCCGCCCGAACAAAUCAAUGAGAUAUACACCUACGCGUCCUAUUCCAAAGAAGCCACCACUGACCUUGUCGAGAACGGCAAAGGUCAUUGGACGUUCUCGCUGGAUGUUCCCAUUCCAGACAAGAUGGUCUAUCCGACCCUCACUUAUCUUGAAUAUACCGUUAAAUACGGCAUCAUGAUAACAAACAAGCAGGGCACAUCUACAAUGCGGACAAGAAUAAUGCUCACCAAGGUCCCUGGCUCUAGCUUAGACGCCAAACCCACAUCCAUUUCUAAUGGGCAUGCUCUCGGAAUGAAUGGCAAUGGCAAUGGCAACGGGGUAGGAUUGGCUCCACAUACGCUCCAAGUCCCGCCCACCUUGUGCCUUUCGUCCACGCCAGCCGUCAAGGAGAACUUUCGUACUAGUCAGUGGAACCACUACCUCGAUCAACAACAACUCCUCCCUCAUAUCCGUAUCAUCGACAACAGCCGCCUGCACUUGGAGUUGCAUGUCACUGAAAAUCCCACCCCUCUUGUACUACGCUCCCUCGUCAUAAACGUGUCCGCCACUUGGGCUGAAGAUAUGCAAGCAAAAAUCUUGCAUGACGAGAUCGAAGUAGCUGACAUGAAGACAGCGUCCGCGCAGAAGAAGAUGGCAGAGGAUAAUCAAGCGAGGUUACAGGCCGAAAGCAAGUCUAAUACGGCUAUAAUGGCGAAAGAUUCAGCCGAAAAGAAAGAGGAGGCAGCUAAGCAGAAGUCACAAGACGAUCAGCUGGCAAAGAAGCAUGCGGAUGAUGAGGCAAACGAACAUAGGGAUGCAAAGAAACGUGCGGAAUCCGGACUUUAGACCAGAUUGUUUGGAAUAAGAUACAAUGUAACAUACCUGCGUGCUGCUCGAGACUUGUCAUAAUGUAGCAGUCACUGAUCAGUAAAUUGAUGCAUCGAUGAGAUAUUAAUUUUUCGAGAUGCAA